GUGGCUGAAGCUGGGAGUGGUGAGGUGGGAAAACGAGAGAACCUUACUUGAGCUGGCACCUUUUUAGUAAUUGACUGACGCUGGAGCUGACUGGAUGGGAUUCCAUGUUUGGGAACAACUAGAAUAGGCAUGAGUGAACUGUUGAGAGAAGGCUUCAGUGGGUCCUCACCCACAGACCUACGGUUGGUUCUCCUUGGGAACAUUGGCUGUGGGAAGACAUCAACGGCGGACACCAUCUUGGGUCAGCUGUCUCCCGUCACUCCCAGUGCCGCCAGAAGCAGCACGCUGAGACAGGGCUUAACCGAGGGCAGAAGGGUGACCCUAGUGGAGGCGCCAAGAUGGUUCUGGAUCGGCUGCGACAUGGAUGAAGGUGUCAAAAAGGAGACCCAGCGGGGCAUGAGCUUGGUAGCACCGGGUCCACAUGCUGUUCUGCUGCUGGUGCCUGUAAACCAAUUCACAGAGAUGGAGGGUCGAGUGCCUGCAGAGCUAGAGAAGUUGUUUGGGACUGAAGUGCUGGAUCACACCCUGGUCCUACUGACGUGUGGAGACUAUUUGAUGGGAAAAACAGUUGAGCAAUACCUGCAGAGAGAACACCCAGGCCUGAGGCAGGUCAUAGAGCGCUGUGGAGGGAGGUACCAUGUCUUCAACAACCGCCAGCGACAGGACAAAGAGCAGGUUCAGGAACUUCUGAGAAAGGUGGACAGCAUGGUGCAGACAAACGGGGUAUAUUGCAUUAAAACAGACCAGGAAAAAGAGCUGGAGAAACGGGUGCUGGAGCGAAAACGGGAGCUGAUGGAAAGUUUCAGAGCUCAGAAGGAGGAGAAAGAAAAGCUUAUCAUGGAGAAGAGCGUGUCAGACUCAGACGUCUUUGAUGCAAGACAGGAGCCCAACAGCACUUUGGAGAGAAGAAGAAAAUAUAAGGAUGAAAUAGAAGGAAGAGUUGUUGCGAAUGAAGUUUCUAAUGGGCUUUAUUCUGCUCCAGUAACUGAGCGGCCAUCAUAUUCAGAACCAAAGGAUGAUGACAGCCAGUUAACCAGGACACCUAGUUUUAGGCUGAAUGCAGAUGGAGCCCUACUCUCACAGAUUUCUGAGACGCAGUCAAAGCCUAAACUCAUCUCCACCUACCAUCACAGAAUCAACAGCUUUGAAGAGAAUUCCCCUGGGACGUCACCCACCUUUUCUCCUCAUUCACCCACCGUUUCUCCUCAUUCACCCACCGUUUCUCCUCAUUCACCCACCGUUUCUCCUCAUUCACCCACAUUUUCUCCUCAUUCACCCACCUUUUCUCCUUCCUCAUACUCUACACAAACUUUCGCCGCCUCUCCCACACCAGUGCCCCGGUCCUCUUCAUCACCCCCUUCAUCGCCGUCACAGCUAUCAACCCCCCCUGAGCUUCGUCUGAUCUUGCUUGGUCGCUCCGGAGCGGGGAAGAGUGCAGCUGGCAACAGCAUCCUGGGACAGGAGCUGUUUGAGUCCCAUCCAGAUAGCUUCACCGCAAUCACUCAGAAGUGCGAGAAAAAGAAGGCAAUGGUUGAAGGAAAAAGAGUGUCGGUGGUGGACACACCUGAUUGGUUCAACUCAGAGCAGACUCCAGAUGAAGUGAGGGCUCAGAUUUCUUCCUGCGUGGCUUUGUCCAGCCCCGGUCCUCAUGCCUUUCUUCUCUGCGUGCCGCUAGACCAGCCAGCAAAGACCGAACUGCAAGCCCUCGAGGCUCUUGGGACGGUUUUUGGACCAGAGGCCGUCCAGAAGCACACUAUGGUCCUCUUUACAUACGCAGAUAAACUAAGGGAAAGCGGGAAAGUAGAGGGAAAGAGUGUGGAGAAUUACAUUGCAAGCCAGAGGGGGGAUUUGGUGAAGUUGGUGGAGAAAUGCAGAGACAGGUAUCAUGUGAUGGAGAAGGGGGAUGGUUGGAGACAGAAACAGAAUGUGGCAGAGCUACUUGAGAAGGUGCAGCAGACGGUGAAGGAAGCUGGAGGGCAGUGCUAUUCUACUCCAGCUUUUCAGGAGGCAGAGGAAAAGGUGAGGCAGAGACAGUUAGAGAUAGCAGCUGGAAGAAGGGGCAUAAAGCCAGAACUGGCAGUAGAUGAUGGGCAGCUCAGCAGUAUGAGGCAGAGUCUGGCACCAAUAAACGAGGAGAUAACAGAGGAAGAGAUCGUGAACACAAGGGAUGAGGCAGAGAGGAUUGUAAGCAGCGCAAAUAUAGAAAGCCUUCCGCCUGUUACCCUUUCCACCAUGUCGCCUUCUCUUCUCCGGUCUAUGAUGGAGAAAGUGGAGUCCGGUGCCAAGAUGUUACCCCAACUUUUGGCAAACAGCUCAACGUGGGUGGAAGAGAGUGCAAAACAGGUGAAAGGUAGUCCAGUGUGGGGAAAAAUUGGCAGUGGUGCCCAAAAUGUCCAAAAAAUGGUUGCAGACAGUCCCAUGUGGGAAAAGGUGGGAACCACAGCAGGACAGGUAUCCCAAGCUGUGGGAAAAAGAGUUCCACAGAAGGUUGUGGAUGGUUCUGCGUGGGUGGGAUCUGGUGCCAAAGCAGUAACAUCAAGUCCAAUGUGGGGGAAAGUGGGUUCAGGGGCCAAGAAUUUGGCUAAGAGCCCUGUGUGGGGGAAAGUUGGUUCUGGUGCUAAAACUGGAGCUAAACUGAUGGCAGAUGGUUCAGUGAAGGUUGGAGCAGGGAUCGGUGCUGGUGCAAAGAAGGUGGCACAGAGUCCUGUAUGGGAGAAGAUGGGUGCUGGAGUGAAAGCUGGGGCCAAAAGGGUCUCGGAGAGUUCAGUGUGGGAAAAAAUGGGAAAUACUGCCAAACAGGUGCCAAAGACGGUCAUUAUUGGUGCGAUUCUGGGUCUGGUGCUCGGUGUCAUUUUGGCUGGGCUGAUCGGCGGGGCUGUUGGGACUGGUGCAGGAGCUGCAGUCAGUGAGGUGGUCCGGCGAAAAUUCAGCAACAAAAGCACAUCUGAUGGAACCAUAAACGCUGAGAUACUAGCAAAUAACAGCACUGAUGGCAGGAAACUCAUGAAGACAGAAUAAAGGACUGAAAUGGACCAUUCAUGCAAAAUUUGUAAGAAAAAAGUUUUUCACCAGAUUACAUUAUACAAAAUAUGAUCGAUACUUUUGGAUUUUUCCCCUAGUUUUCUUUAUUUUCAGAUAACUGUGUAGUUUUAUCCCACUGUUUGUAUAUAUUAUCUUAUCAUUUUAGGUGUGCUUUGCUUAUAAAAGAACAUUGAUAGACAGGAUUUUCUAAUAUGAACAUCAUUUGUUGUUAAAAACUGAGAAGUUUAUAUAUAAUUCUAGGUUAC
Molecule: messenger RNA, 3287 nt
Organism: Cyprinodon variegatus (sheepshead minnow)
Lineage: Eukaryota; Metazoa; Chordata; Actinopteri; Cyprinodontiformes; Cyprinodontidae
Exons: 9
Coding region: 130-3018 (962 amino acids)
Molecular function (GO): GTP binding
Source: RefSeq, a predicted model, not a curated record